CACAUUUCCCAGGAUCCUUUGCACUGCAGCAUGGCGUCAGCUUCAGUCGCUCAGAAGAUCAGAGAACUGGAGAUGCUAAUUGCCAUCGACCCAGGCAGCCGGGAGAUCGGGCACCUGCUCCUUCCAGGUGAGCUGCUGCGGGCCUCCCUGUCUCCAUCCCACGCCCGCUCCGUGCUCCUCACCACCGGCUUCCCCGCGCCUCUCGACCACGAGCCUCCGGAAGAGACGGACGGCCUGCCAGGAGCCGUGGCUCUGGCUGCCUUCCUGCAGGCGUUGGAGAAGGGGGUCUCCAUGGUUGUCGACCAGAGAGCCUUGAAUUUGCACAAGAAGCUUGCUGGCGAGGCUGUACAGCGAGGUGUUCUGAAGAGGCAGAUCCCAAUAUUAACUUACCAAGGCGGAUCGGCGGAAGCUGCUCAGGCAUUUCUGUGCAGAGAUGGUAACCCCAAGUCACCCAGACCACAUUUUGCUUUCCUUGUUCAUCCAUCAGUGGACCGGUUGCUUCCACCUUCUACCUAAUGUGAAUAAUGCUACUAUGAACAUGGUUGCAUGAAGACCUCUUUGGAACCCAGCUUUCAAUUCUUUUGGGUCUCUACCCAGAAGCAGAAGUGUUGGAUCAUAUGGUAAUCCUAUUUUAAAUUUUUGAGUAACUACCGUAUAGUUUUCCAUAGCAGAGUUAAGAUUUUAAAGAACUCCAUCUUGGGGGGAUUUAGAGAGAUAUAAAAGUACAAUUUUCAUGUUCUUAAAUUAGAUUUUCAAAACAGUAUUCCUCCUAAUCAUGAUAGCGCCCACACCAGUAACUCUUACCGAGCCCUGAGUAGGUGUGGAGGUCUGUGCUAAGUGUCUCUUGUGCAUUUUCUCACUUAAGCCUUUCGACACAGUGUGAGACACGUACUGUUGUUAGGUCAUCUGACAGAUGCAGAAAAUGAGGGCUAGAGGGUUUAAGGGACUCGCCCAAGGCCAGCAGAAUCAGGACCUGGAACUGUACACCAUCUGAUUCCUCAACCCACCUUCUUACCAUCAUCCUAUCCAUGCUCUUUCUCUAUCUCCUGCUGUCUAAAUAAGUUUAUCUUGUGUUAGAGUCAUUUGUCUUCUAUUUCAAUUCCUUUUUAGUCUGUUUUGUGUCUGUAAAGCGAACAAGAUCCUGGGAGAGGGCAGCAGUGGGCCAGUAGCAGCCAACACUCAACCCUCUGGGUGCUGGUGCCCCUCUGGUUAACGGAGACCUGGGCGGGGCACCAGCAGCAUCUACCUUGGUGACCCUGACCGUUGGCCUUCCUGCUCUCACAGCCUCUGUCUCUAAUAUGCUGCUAAAGAUUCUGAUACUGUUUCUUAGAAUGAUCUGAGAGACCAACCCCCAGCACAGGCUCCGGCACACAGUGGAUGUUCAACCAAGUUCUGUAGGAAAGAAGGAAACGAAGACGGAAGGGUCCUUUGCACAAACACAGGAAGGCAUGAGCCAGCCAGGCACCUGGCUCUCCAUAAGGACCCUGUGCCCUCACCCCUGGCAGGUUUGACCAUCUGGUGGCGAUCGAGCGCACGGGAAGGGCUGCAGAUGUCAAUUACUACAAUGCAAGGAAGAGGGACAUCAAGCACUUGGUGGACCCCAUUGAUGAUCUUUUCCUUGCAGUGCAGAAGAUUCCUGGAAUCUCAUCAACUGGUAAGCAAGGGGCACUGAGAAUGUGAGAAGAACAUGUCAGCACUAAAAGCCUUUUUUAUUGACUGUUGAACACAUGACAAAAAGGAGUUAUAUGGGACCAUUGUUUUCCACUUCAGAGAUGGUCUUUGUUUAUUCUGGUCGGUAUAGACAAUAACGAUGCUGACAUUUAGAAAUCCAGUGUUCCCACGAGCAGGAAAGGGAAAUGACGCUUAACUGAGCAUAUUCUAUUUGUCCAACUCUAAAACAUCAAAACUAAUAAUAAAAUAAUGACAAUAAUAAGAUCAAGCCAUGGUAUAUUAUUUUGAUCAUAC
Physeter macrocephalus (sperm whale) is the source of this 1965-nucleotide messenger RNA. Its product is annotated as D-glutamate cyclase, mitochondrial-like. The transcript is spliced from 4 exons. Gene Ontology annotation, molecular function: D-glutamate cyclase activity. Gene Ontology annotation, biological process: glutamate metabolic process. Lineage: Eukaryota; Metazoa; Chordata; Mammalia; Artiodactyla; Physeteridae. The record is from RefSeq and is a predicted model, not a curated record. Bases 31 to 516 code for a protein of 161 amino acids.